Molecule: messenger RNA, 2086 nt
Organism: Sitodiplosis mosellana (orange wheat blossom midge)
Lineage: Eukaryota; Metazoa; Arthropoda; Insecta; Diptera; Cecidomyiidae
Exons: 2
Coding region: 203-1840 (545 amino acids)
Molecular function (GO): protein binding
Source: RefSeq, a predicted model, not a curated record
GGUUUGACUUCAGUGACUUAAUGUGAUAAGUAGAGAAGAACGUAGUUGACGUUGAAAAAUUGAAUCCUCUGUUCGCCAUUUCUAUUGACCUUGAACCCAGAAAAAAGUAUAACAUUCUGCUCCGACUUUUACCAUUGAUCACCAUCGAAAAGAAGCCGAAGUUUAUUUUUGAUUUUCAUCUCAAACACAUCAACAUUUUUUCAUGUUGUGGCAAAAGGAAUCGAACAAAGCAAACGCGUUGUACGCAGACCUUUUUGCUCUGAGCGGAGGAGAGGCAAGAUUGAAGUUAAUGACGAGAAAUCUACGAGCGCAAACCAAACCUGGACAAAAGCCAAUCAAAAACGAUUCAAUAUCGUUGCAAAAGCGAAAAGAAGGAAACGAACACUUUGGUCAAAGCCGUUGGGUUGACGCAUUGGAAUUGUACAACGAAAGUAUUUGCCACGCUCAACCUGGAUCGAAAAACAUCAGCUUAGCGUAUGCAAAUCGUGCGGCUUGUUUCCUCAAAAUGAAACGUCUCGAUGAAUGUCUACGGGAUAUUGAAUUGGCCAAGGAAGCCGGCUACCCAGCGGAAUUGAUGCCGAAAUUGGAUCAGCGAAAGAUUGACUGUUUGAAAGAAAUCAAAGAAGGCCGGUCUCGAUCUGAACAUUUCCGCACCAAAUUGGAUUUCGAACCAAACGAAAAGUUUCCGUGCAUGGCAAAUGUAGUGGACAUUGAACGCGACGCCGAUGGUGAUUACUCGGUCGUAGCCAAAGCAGACAUUGAUAUUGGCCAAACGAUUGUGGUGGAAAAAGUAUUCCUGGUCUACCUGUUCGAGCUCAAAGCACAGAAAUGCAAUAUCUGCUUGAAAGGUUAUACCAACCUGAUCCCGUGUGAAAAGUGUGCGAUCGCGAUGUUUUGCUCCGACAAGUGUCGACACAAUCCGCUUCACGACUACGAAUGUGGCUUGGUAUAUUCAACUAACAGCCAGCUCAACGGUUCGCUGAUGAACGAUGUGAGAGGAAUUUUGCUGGCCAUCAAUAUGUUCUCGACCGCAGACGAACUCGAGGAAUUCGUCGAAGAAACCAUCAAAUCGAACCCAACAUGUUUGCCCGAUUCAUUGUCAAACCAAAAGUCGCAAUACGAAGCGUUCUUGAAAUUGCCAAUCAACGAAAGCAUGAUCAGCCCCGACCAAAUGAUGUGCUUAACUUAUGAGGUGUACAAUCAACUCCUGAAUAUGCCCAAGGUCGAUGCAUUUUUCAGAACCAAAAAACUUCGUCGUUUCUUGAUGCAUCUUGUCUUCUAUCAUAUUCAAAUUCUCGAGAACAAUUCGGUUCAAGGAAGCGUGAAGUUGCUGUCGGGCAUGAAUCAAGGGCGACUUGUCACUUGUUACAAUCCCACGGGACUCAUCGAGAAGUAUUUCAGGCACUCGUGUGCGCCGAAUGUGGUGACGGCUGAGGGUGAUGGAAACCACAUAUUCAUGACAAUUCGACCUAUUAAGAAGGGCGACCGUCUUACAUUCUCCUGCUUCAUGUUCCUGGUGGAAUCGAAAGAUAAGCGGCAAAAAAUCCUAUGGGAACGUCGCAAGAUGAUCUGUUCCUGUACGCGGUGUAAAGGUGUUGCUGCAACGUCGGAAGAGCGACGACAAUUCCUUUUCGACCCCGAUUUCCAGUCUAUUGUACUAACUAAACUUCCUUUGGAUCACAGUAACACCGAACAAAUACAAAAAGUCACCGACAAGUGUGUCAAUUUCUUGAAGAAGUACGAUCGAACUGAAUGGUGCGAUGAAAUUGGUGCGGUUGUUCACAUUUAUAUCCAUCUGCUACUGAGCAACAAGCCUCUAACUUUACCAUUGAGUGCAUGAGAAAAGGACGAAAUACAAAUACUGGAAUUUUCAAGCAAAUCUUUAUUCAGGACUUUGAAACUGAACUGAUUUUCAAACAAUAGCUUCAUUCAUAUCGAUUCCAUUGUAUGUUUACGAUUUUUUUUAUCUUUUCUACAAUCUUCUAACAACCAAUCUUUCUUUUGCUCAAUAAUUCUAUUUUUUUCAUAUCAUAAGAAAUGGUUAAACUCUGAAUAAAAUAAAUGUAUUCUCCGAAGAACAAAUAAA